AUGGAUCUCGUGGUGCAGAUCCUCGCAACGCUCUUUCUGAAAGAGCCCUACCCGCCGAAGAUCCUAGUGCUGAAAGUGAAGAAUUUGAUAGCCGAGACGGGAAACAAGGCCCUGCAUACGAAUUGGCAAGAUCCGAAUCAUUCACUGAGCCAUAUUCUGAGGAAGAACAUGGUUAGGCCAUUCGUCAUGCUGGCUACCCAGCCCACGAUUCAGAUCAUGGCGUUCUACAGAGGCUACAUAUACGGCCUGAUGUAUCUCGUGUAUGUUGUUUAUGAUUCGGUCGCUACCAAUGAGUACCAUGCUGACGACAAUAAUUUGAUUUUCCAGCUUUCCCUUGGUUUUCGAAAUGUCUACGGCAUGUCCAUUGACGUAAGUCUUAACUACCUCUACCUAGCUGUUGAUCCGCUACAAUCACCCGGGCCGUCCCGAAUUCCGCAUCCCCUGAUGCUCCCCGGCGGCCUCUUGGUCCUCAUCGGCCCCUUCAUAUACGGCUUCACUGCGCGCGAGUCAGUGCAUUUCAAUACCUACGUUGUCGAUGCCUACACCACGUACGCGGCGAGCGCGACGGGUGCUUCGGCUCUCGUCAGAACCAUGUGCGGAUUUCCAUUUCCUUUGUUUGCAGGUGGAUUGUACGAAAAAUUCGGUAUCGGGUGGAGAAAUGGGCUGCUUGCGUUUGUUGCGUUAGGGUUGGGGAUCCCGUUGCCUAUAUUGUUUUGGAAGUAUGGAGAGAGGAUAAGAGCGAGGAGUACUUACUGUGCUGGGUAG
Messenger RNA from Drepanopeziza brunnea f. sp. 'multigermtubi' MB_m1, 765 nucleotides. RefSeq lists its product as uncharacterized. Gene Ontology annotation, biological process: transmembrane transport. Gene Ontology annotation, molecular function: transmembrane transporter activity. The record is from RefSeq and is a predicted model, not a curated record. Lineage: Eukaryota; Fungi; Ascomycota; Leotiomycetes; Helotiales; Drepanopezizaceae.